Molecule: messenger RNA, 805 nt
Organism: Ceratotherium simum simum (southern white rhinoceros)
Lineage: Eukaryota; Metazoa; Chordata; Mammalia; Perissodactyla; Rhinocerotidae
Source: RefSeq, a predicted model, not a curated record
UGGAGGGUCCAGGUGUGGCCAUCGUGGCAUUUACCGACAUUAUCUCUCUGUUUUCUGGAUCCACCUUCUGGGCCAUCACCAUUUUCUUGUUGCUGGCAAACCUGGGGCUGAGCACCAUGAUAGGGAUCUUGCAGGGCAUCCUUGCCCCUCUCCAGGACACCUUCUCUCCCCUCAGGAAACAUGCAAAGCUGUUCACAGUGGGUGUCUGUGUGCCUAUGUUCCUAGGCAGCCUCCUUUUCGUGAGGCCCUCGGGAAGCUACUAUGUGAACCUGCUGGAUGAUUACUGGGCGUCUCUGCCCCUCUUCUUCAUUGUCAUCUUGGAGAACGUGGCCAUGGCCUGGAUCUAUGGGGCCAGGAGGUUCCUUGCAGAUCUGAGUAUCAUGUUGGGCCGCCCCAUCUCCCCCGUCUAUCGUUGGCUGUGGUGCUUUCUGUCUCCACUUGUGCUGCUGGUCCUGUUUGUAAGCACCCUGUUUCAUCUGUAUCUGAAGACCAUCACCUACUUGGCCUGGGACUCAAGCAUUUCAAAUGAGGUGUGCCGAACUUAUCCAUCUUGGGCUAAAGUCUUGCUCAUAGUCCUCAUCGUCAUUACCAUCUUGCCCAUCCCUGCCUACUUCUUGUACAUCCUCCUUCAGAUGCCUCCUGUGGUCUCCAUGAUCCACAGUAGGGCCACAGAUAUCUUCAAACCUAAAGCUAAAGGGCGCUUACCCAAGCCUUGUCCACGGCUUCAGGUGAGGCAAAGCCAAAAGAAGAUUAAUGAAGUGGGUAAAUACCCAGGGAAAAAACUUUCUGCCCUGUGAGUAAUUCC